CGGGAGUUUGGGGGGCGGGGCCUGGCUGCCCGACUGAGGGCCGCCCCGGGCCUGGCCUGCAGGGCGCUGUGUAGCUUCUGCGGUUGCUGAGGAGCACUUCAGGAAUCCCGGGAACCGGCGCUGGUGAGCUCAAGAGGAGGUCUAAGACACAUAGAUCAAUGGGUAGACACGCUGCUGCAAGCAACCUCUAGCUACAUAGGAACUGUGGAUUUGUUCUCUGAUGCUCCCAUGGAGACAGGAAGCUCUGGGUUGAACAUGAAGCCCCAGUCUUUGCAGCUAGUGCUGGAGGAACAGGUGUUGGCAUUGCAGCAGCAGAUGGCGGAGAACCAGGCUGCCUCUUGGCGGAAGCUGAAGAACUCCCAGGAGGCCCAGAAGAGGCAAGCAACCCUUGUGAGGAAGCUUCAGGCCAAGGUUUUACAGUACCGGAGCUGGUGCCAAGAGCUGGAGAAGCGGUUAGAAGCCACCGGAGGACUGAUCCCUCAGCGGUGGGAAAGUGUAGAAGAGCCAAACCUGGAACAGCUGCUGGUCCGGCUGGAGGAGGAGCAGCAGAGGUGUGAGAGCCUAGUGGAGGUGAACACGGAGCUUCGGCUGCACAUGGAGAAAGCAGAUGUGGUGAAUAAAGCCCUUCAGGAAGAUGUGGAAAAAUUGACAGUGGACUGGAGUCGGGCCCGGGACGAGUUAAUGAGGAAGGAGAGCCAGUGGCGGAUGGAGCAGGAGUUCUUCAAGGGCUAUUUGAAAGGUGAACAUGGCCGUCUUCUCAGUCUGUGGCGUGAGGUGGUGACCUUCCGACGUCACUUCCUGAAAAUGAAGUCUGCUACUGACAGAGAUCUGACAGAGCUAAAGGCUGAGCACGCCAGGCUCUCGGGGUCCCUGCUGACGUGUUGUCUGCGCCUGACCGUAAGAGCACAGUCUCGUGAAUCCACUGGAUCUGGGAGAGCAGAGGAGAGUGAGCCGGCCCAGCUGCUGCUGCUGGUGGCUAAGACGCAGGCACUGGAGAAGGAAGCCCACGAAAAGAGCCAGGAAUUACUACAGCUGAAGAGUCAGGGGGACCUGGAGAAGGCCGAGCUCCAGGACCGAGUGACAGAGCUCUCUGCUUUGCUGACCCAGUCUCAGAAGCAAAAUGAAGACUAUGAAAAGAUGGUAAAGGCUCUGAGGGAAACAAUGGAGAUCCUGGAGACAAACCACGCAGAAUUAAUGGAGCAGGAGGCAUCUCUGAGCAGGAAUGCCCAAGAGGAGAAGUUGUCCUUGCAGCAUGUGCUCAAGGACAUAACCCAGGCACUGGCCUCAGUGGAAGAAGAGGACACUGUGACCCAGAGCUCAGAUCGCGAGAGCUCAUUGCAGUUGGACUGUAGUGGCUUCUCCCCGUUUGACCCCCAGGACCCAGACAAGGCUCUUACUCUGGUGCGGUCAGUGCUGACUCGGAGACAGCAGGCUGUACAGGACCUCAGGCAGCAGCUCUCGGGCUGCCAGGAGGCUAUGAGCUUCCUGCAGAAGCGGCACGAUCAGUGGGAGGAGGAGGGCAGAGCCCUGAGGGAACGGCUGCACACGCUCACUGGGGAGCGGGAUGCUCUGGCCGGGCAGACGGUGGACCUUCAGGGAGAGGUGGACUCUCUCAGCAAGGAGCGAGAGCUGCUGCAGAAGGCCAGGGAAGAGCUGCAGCAGCAGCUGGAAGUGCUGGAGCAGGAAGCAUGGCGACUGCGAAGAGUGAACAUGGAGCUGCAGCUGCAGGGGGACUCUGCUCAGGGGGAGAAGCAGGAGCAGCAGGAGGAGCUGCACAUGGCCGUCCGUGAGAGGGAGCGUCUUCAGGAGACGCUGGCGAGCCUGGAAGCCAAACAGUCAGAAUCACGAAGUGAGCUGAUCACUCUUCGGGAAGCCCUGGAGUCAAGUCGCCUAGAAGGGGAGUUACUGAGGCAAGAGCAAGUGGAAGUGACGGCAGCCUUGGCCAGGGCAGAACGGUGCAUUGCAGAGCUGUCGGCCUCCGAGAACAGCCUGAAGGCCGAGGUAGCUGAUCUUAGAGCUGCAGCUGUCAAGCUUGGGGCCUUAAACGAGGCUUUGGCUUUAGAUAAAGUUGGGCUGAACCAGCAGCUCCUCCAGUUGGAGCAGGAGAACCAGUCCGUGUGCGGCCGAGUGGAGGCGGCCGAGCACCUGAGAAGUGUUCUGCAGGUGGACCUGGAAGAGGCGGAAAGGCGCAGGGAAGCCCUGUGGGAGAAGAGAACUCAGCUGCAGGCUCAGCUGCAGAAGGCAGAGGAGACAGGGGCUGAGCUCCAGGCAGAACUGCAGAGUGUCCGAGAAGAAAAGGAAGAACUUAAAGAGAAACUAAGUGAGGCACAUCACCAGCAAGAAGCAGCUACAGCUCAGCUGGAGCAGCUGCGUCAGGAUGCAGAGCGACAGGAAGAAACACUUGCUAGAGCAGUCCUGGAGAAGGAGGCCCUCGUACGGGAGAGGGCAGCUCUCGGGGUGCGCCUGCAGGCUGUGGAGCGGGACCGACAGGACCUCGCUGAACAAGUCCUGGGGCUCAGGUCAGCCAAGGAACAGCUGGAGAGCAAUCUCUUUGAGGCCCAACAGCAAAAUUCUGUGAUAGAGGUCACCAAGGGGCAGCUGGAGAUCCAGAUCCAAACCGUCACUCAAGCCAAGGAAGUAAUUCAAGGGGAAGUGAAGUGUCUGAAACUGGAACUGGAUGCUGAGAGGAGCCGGGCAGAGCAGGAGCGGGAUGCAGUAGCCAGGCAGCUAGCCCACGUUGAGCAAGACGGGCAAGCCGCUCUGGAGCGACAGAAGGUGGCCCACGAGGAGGAGGUGAACAGGCUCCGAGAGAAGUGGGAGAAAGAGCGCUCCUUGCUUCAGCAGGAGCUGGAUAAGACCCUGGAGACCCUAGAAAGGGAGAGAACGGAGCUGGAAGCAAGGCUGAGAGAGCAAGAGACAGAAGCUAAAGCCAUCCGUGCACAGAGGGAUGAGGAGCGGGCCGAGGCUGACAGCACCCUGUACCGAAUGCAACUAGAAACAGAGAAGGAGAGAGUGUCCCUCCUCGAGACACUGUUGCAGACCCAGAAGGAGUUGGCAGAUGCCAGUCAGCAGCUGGAAAGGCUGAGGCAGGACAUGAAGAUUCAGAAGUUACAGGAGCAGGAGACUACUGGCAUGCUGCAGAACCAGCUUCGGGGAGCCCAGCAGGAGCUGAAGGUGGCAGCCCAGCAGCACAGGGAGGAGCUUGCUGCCUCCCAGAAGGACAGGGUAGAUCUGCAGAAGCAGGUGGAGGACUUGAAGUCGCAGCUGGUAACCCAGGGUGACUCCCACAGGCUGGUGAAACUAGAGAUUCAGGAGAAAGUGAAAGAGGCUCAGGAAUGUAGCCGGAUUCAGAAGGAACUGGAGAAAGAGAAAGCCAGCCUGGCACUGUCGCUAAUGGAAAAGGAAGGAAGACUCCUUGUUCUGCAAGAAGCUGACUCUGUCCGACAGCAGGAGCUGAAUUCCCUGCGCCAGGACAUACAGGAGGCCCAGGAGGGGCAGCGAGAGCUCAGUCUGCAGGUGGAACUACUGAGGCAGGAGGUGAAGGAAAAGGAGGCUGGCUUUGUAGCCCGGGAAGCGCAGCUGCUGGAGGAGCUGGAGGCCUCACGGAUCACAGAGCAGCAGCUGCGAGCUUCUUUGUGGACCCAGGAGGCCAAGGCAACCCAACUUCAGCUGCAGCUGCGCAGCACUGAGAGCCAGCUGGAGGCACUGGCUGCAGAACAGCAGCCAGAGAACCAGGCCCAGGCACAGCUGGCUAGCCUCUGCUCUGUCCUGCAGCAGGCCCUGGGGUCUGUGUGUGAGAGCCGGCCUGAGAUGAGGGGCGGGGGCGAUUCUGCUCCUUCCCUGUGGGGCCCUGAGCCAGAUCAGAAUGGAGCUAGGAGACUCUUUAAGAAAGGGCCCCUCCUGACCGUGCUGUCAGCUGAGGCUGUAGCAUUGGCUCUCCAGAAGCUUCAUCAAGACCUGUGGAAGGCUCAGCAGGCCCGGGAUGACCUAAGGGACCAGAUCCAGAGGCUGACCCAGCAGCUGACUGAUACCGAGGCCCAGAAGAGCCAGGUCCUCUCGGAGAUGCAGGACUUGGAGAGACAGCUCUCCCAGAGCCAGGAAGAGAAAUCCAAGUGGGAAGGGAAACAGAACGCCCUGGAGUCUGAGCUGAGGGACUUGCACGAGACUGUGGCAUCCUUACAGAGUCGCCUACGGCAGGCAGAGCUGCAGAAAGUGGAAGCUCAGAAUGAGUGUGAGUUGCUGCAGGCAUCCGAGGAGAAGCUGACAGCCCAGGUUGAACAUCUGCAAACAUGUGUUGCAGAAGCCCAGGCUCAGGCAAGUGCAGCCGGUGUCCUGGAAGAAGAUCUGCGAACAGCUCGCUCAGCACUGAAACUGAAAAACGAGGAGGUAGAGAGUGAGCGGGAGAGAGCCCAGGCUUUGCGAGAGCAGGGCGAGCUAAAGGUGGCCCAGGGGAAAGCUUUGCAGGAGAAUCUAGCCCUGCUGGCCCAGACCCUAUCUAACAGAGAACGGGAGGUGGAGACGUUGCAGGCUGAGAUCCGGGACCUGGAGAAGCAGCGGGAAAUGCAGAAGGCGGCUCUGGAGCUGCUCUCCCUGGACCUGAAGCAGCGGAGCCAAGAGGUAGACCUGCAACAAGAACAGAUUCAGGAGCUGGAGAAGUGCAGGUCGGUCUUAGAGCACCUGCCCAUGGCCGUCCAGGAGCGGGAGCAGAAGCUGAGUGUGCAGCGGGACCAGAUCAGAGAACUGGAGAAAGAUCGGGAGACCCAGAGGAGUGUCCUGGAACAUCAGCUCCUGGAACUGGAGAAGAAGGCUCAAGUGAUUGAAUCCCAGAGGGGACAGAUUCAGGAUCUGAAGAAGCAGCUGGUGACACUAGAGUGCCUGGCCCUGGAACUGGAGGAAAGCCAUCACAAAGUGGAGGGCCAGCAGCAGGUGAUUGCGGAGCUGGAGGGCCAGAGGGAGAUGCAGAGGGUAGCUCUAACCCAUCUCACACUGGACCUGGAAGAAAGGAGCCAGGAGCUGCAGGCACAAAGCAACAAGCUCCAGGAGCUGGAGAGCCACAGCAGCCAUCUGGCCAGAGAGCUGCAGGAGAGGGACCAGGAGGUGAAGGCCCAGCGCCAGCAGGUGAAGGAACUGCAGAAGCAGAAAGAGCAGCUGACUCAGGACCUGGAGAGGAAGGACCAGGAGCUGAUGCUGCAGAAGGAGAGGAUUCAGGUUCUGGAAGAUCAGAGGACGCUGCAGACCAAGAUCUUAGAGGAGGACCUGGAGCAGAUCAAGCAUUCCUUGAGGGAACGCGGCCAGGAGCUGGCCUCUCAGCGGCAGCUGAUGCACGAGCGGCCAGACGAUGGAAAGAGCCCUAGUAAAGCCCAGCGUGGGAGCCUGGAGCACUUAAAGCUGAUCCUGCGGGAUAAGGAGAAGGAGGUAGAAUGCCAGCAGGAGCGCAUCCAGGAACUUCAGGAGCACACGGGCCAGCUGGAACAGCAGCUCCAAGGCCUGCACAGGAAGAUGGGUGAGACUAGCCUGCUCCUGACCCAUCGAGAGCAGGAGCUAGCAACCCUGCAGCGGCACCUCCAGGAAGCCAAGGAACAAGGAGAGCUGAAAGAGCAGGCACUUCAGGGUCAGCUGGAGGAGGCCCAGAGAGCUCUGGCCCAGAGGGACCAAGAACUGGAGGCCCUUCAGCAAGAACAGCAGCAGACCCGGGGCCAGGAGGAAAGCAUGAAGCAAAAGACAAGUGCUCUGCAGGCCGCUCUGGAGCAGGCCCAGGAGACGCUGCAGGGGCGUCAGAGGGAGCUGGAGGAGCACAAGGAACAGGUGCAGAGGCUCCAGGAAGAGCUGGCAGUGGAGGGGCGGCAGGUACGGGCCCUGGAGGAGGUGCUGGGAGACCUGAGGGCUGAGUCUCGGGAGCACGAGAAGGCUGUGCUGGCCCUUCACCAGCGGUGUGCUGAACAGGCCCAGGAGCAUGAGGCGGAAGCCAGGGCCCUGCAGGACAGCUGGCUGCAGGCCCAGGCCACACUUAGAGAACAAGAACAAGAGCUGGUAGCUCUGCGGGCGGAGAAUCAGUAUUCCCGCCAUCAGGAGGACGCUGCAUGGGGCCAGGCAGAGGCUCUGCAGCAGGCCCUCAGCAAAGCCCAGGCUGCCCUGCAGGACAAAGAGCAGAGUCUCCUUGAGCAGGCUGAAUUGAGCUGCACUCUGGAGGCCAGCACUACCAACUUGCAGGCUACCCUGGACACCUGCCAGGCACGUGCUCAGCAGCUGGAGGAGGCCCUGAGGAUGCGAGAAGGUGAGAUCCAGGCCCAGGCUCUCCACCACCAGGAGGUUAUGCAGCAGCUCCAGCAGGCCCUUUCCCAGAAGGAGGAAGAGCUGAGGCAGCAGGAAGAGCAGGGGCAGCUGCUGGAAAAGGUGCUGGCCCAGAGGAGUCAAGAAAGUGGACUCCAAGAGAAGCAAAGUCUGCAGCAAGAGAGAGAAGAGGAGACAGGGGGCCUUGUGGAGAGCCUAAGGGAGCUACAGCUGGUUCUAGCCCGAAAGGAAGAAGAGAUUUUGAUGCUGAGGGAGGCCCAGCAAAGGCAGAGUCUGGAGGCCUCUUCCCCAAGCCGCAGAGCCUUCCCAGUGGAGAAGGAGUUGGAGCGACUGCAGAAUGCCCUGAGGCAGACGGAGGCCAGGGAGAUCGAAUGGAGGGAGAAGGCUCAGGACUUGGCACUGUCCCUGGCCCAGAGCAAGGCCAGCAUCAGCAGUCUGCAGGAGAUAGCCAUGAUCCUGCAAGCCUCUGUCCUAGAGAGGGAGUCGGAACAGCAAAGGCUACAGGAGGAGUUGGUGCUCAGCAGACAGGCUCUGGAGGAGCAGCAGUCACAUGGCCCACACUCAACCAACAGAGCAGACCAAGGGCCCAAAGCUGGACAAGACAGACAGCCUGGAGAGGUAGCUGUGGCUGAGCCUAGUCCUGGGGUGGAGGAGGAGCAGUGGACACAAAGGCUUGAACGUCUGCAGGAAGCAGUGGCGCAGCUGGAAUUUGACCGCAGCGAGCUGCAGCACCGCAACACGCAGCUGCGGACUACCUUAGAGCAGGUGGAGCGGGAACGGAGGAGGCUGAAGAGGGAGUCCAUGCGCGCAUCCCGAGCAGGGUCACUGGAGACGAGAGAAGCUUCAUCCCCCGUACAGCAGGAUGGAAGAGGAGGUCAGAAAGGUUCCUCGGAUAGCAUGCAUGUGCUUGAGCUUCAGAGAGAGGUAGCCCUGCUGCGAGCCCAGCUGGCGUUGGAGCGAAAGCAGAGACAGGACUACAUCGCGCAAUCCGUGCAGACCAGCCGUGAGCUGGCCGGCCUGCGGCACAGCCUCUCCCACUCCCUCCUCACGGUGGCCCGGGCCCCCGAGGCCACUGUUCUAGAGGCUGAGACCCGAAAGCUGGAUGAGUCCCUGAGUCAGAGUCUGACAUCCCCGGGGCCAGUCCUGCUACAUCCCAGUCUGGACACUGCUCAGACUACCCCCAGGUAGCAGCUGCAGCCAGGGCAGAACACAGCCAGCCAGGUGGCACACAUCGGAUGACUGCAGAGGGGGUCACAGUUCCCCCAACGCUACAAGUUUGCCAAAGGCAAGAUUUAGCUCUGUUACCCAACUAGGAGGACCAGGUCAGCUGACAGUCCCAGGAAAAGAAUGGGAACCCUCCAGGCCAGAGAGGGUCGCAGCUCACAUGGGAAUGAGGCAAAUCGCAUUUGCUUGCUGACCUCCUGUUACCCAGGAAGUGCCUUGUCCUGCCUGCGGGGCAUCUGUUGUCUUUCCACCUGUUGAAGCAACCACAGUCCACACUAAGCCUGAAGGCCCGGUUGGCUCCAGCGGCACCUGGUACUCUGUCUUGGGCAGGAGCACCAAGUGCAGGGAGUGUCUGCUGCCUUCUUGGCUUCACCGUCUCCCCCACCUUCCCCUUUACAGUAAAUCCCAGGUCUUUGUAUUAGCCCUCGGCUGCUGUGUCCACUUCUGUAGAUGGGCCGAAGGAGGACAUCGAGGGGAUUGGGAAGAUUCACUGAUUCCCGUAUGGCAGCAUGAACGUACCGCAUGGCAUGCUGUCUAACGGGAAGGUCACGUGAGAAAAUCCUGGUCCAGCCUGAAGUGUGACUGAUAAGAACCAUGUAACAAGUCUGGUGAGGUGCUUGGCACUUGCCGCCAAGCCUGACAACCUGAGUUCUGUGCCCCGUCCCACAAGAUGGGGGAAUAAGUUGUCCUCUGACCUCCACACAUGCAUGACAGCACAUCCAUGCCCAUACAUAUGCACAUACAUGUAAACAGAAAAAGAACCAAGUAAUACAUUAACAAUUUAGAGGCAGCUCUGUGUAUGAACAGAAGUACUGUAGAGGUUCCAAGGGAGCAAGGGAGUCACCCACGGACCCUUGAGGCAUGGAGGAGUUAGUUGAGAAUCCUGCUGAACAGUCUCAUGGGGAACUGGUCUGUCUGUGGCAAAGGGUGGGACCAAGGUUAGAGGCUGGAUUAUAGCAGGCCUCGAGCUCUGACCCAGACAGUAAGCAGCCACCAAGUUUCUUUACCUAAAUCAAGCUCUUUGACGCUUGGCUAACGUCACAGUCGUGAUUCGGGAAGUCCAUGUGGCUUUGCUCCUCAUCACACACGGUUGUCUGCCUGAACACCCUCACGUGUCCCUUCCUGGGCACAUCAGCUGGAAGUGACUGUGGCCUCUAAGUCCAACCCUGUGUCAGGCCAGUCAGCACAGCCUGGCCAAACCUGUCCC
Peromyscus eremicus (cactus mouse) is the source of this 8722-nucleotide messenger RNA. RefSeq names its product centrosomal protein 250 (gene Cep250). The record is from RefSeq and is a predicted model, not a curated record. NCBI's taxonomy places the organism in Eukaryota, Metazoa, Chordata, Mammalia, Rodentia, Cricetidae. The transcript has 33 exons. The coding region runs from base 229 to 7479 and encodes 2416 amino acids.